Austrofundulus limnaeus is the source of this 1191-nucleotide messenger RNA. RefSeq names its product eukaryotic translation initiation factor 2B, subunit 2 beta (gene eif2b2). The transcript has 7 exons. NCBI's taxonomy places the organism in Eukaryota, Metazoa, Chordata, Actinopteri, Cyprinodontiformes, Rivulidae. The record is from RefSeq and is a predicted model, not a curated record. Gene Ontology annotation, molecular function: translation initiation factor activity; guanyl-nucleotide exchange factor activity. Gene Ontology annotation, biological process: translational initiation. The coding region runs from base 92 to 1159 and encodes 355 amino acids. Gene Ontology annotation, cellular component: eukaryotic translation initiation factor 2B complex.
UGUACUUCAGAACUACUUCCGUGCUAAAAUAUCUCAUAGCAGAAAUUUAGUUGGUUCUCUUUUGCCUUUUUUCGUUAUUAAUAUUUUAAUAAUGCCAGGUCCGAACAAAGAAACAGAUCUGACGGAGAGGGUCGAAGCUUUUCUAUCCGACCUGAAGCGGGGAGGCAGCGGGACCGGACCUCUGAGGGGUUCGGCUGAGACUGCCCGAGAAACGACGGAGUUACUCCGCAGAAUUACAGCCCAGGCUCGGUGGAGCAGCGCAGGCGAUCUGAUGGAGAUUAUCCAUAAAGAGGGCAGGAGAAUGACCGCAGCUCAGCCAUCAGAGACCACUGUGGGCAACAUGAUCCGAAGGGUGCUGAAGAUCAUCAGAGAGGAAUACGCCAGGUCUCGAGGCAGCAGUGAAGAGGCGGACCAGCAGGAGUCUCUCCACAAGCUGCUGACUUCUGGAGGACUCGGUGAGGAAACCUUCAGGCAGCAUUUUGCUCACCUCAAAGCCAAUGUCAUCGAGGCGAUAAAGGAGUUGCUGACGGAGCUGGAGGGAACCACCGAAUACAUCGCCAUCCAGGCGCUGGAGCACAUCCACUCCAACGAGGUCAUCAUGACGAUCGGGCGCUCUCGCACGGUGGAGGCCUUCCUGAAAGACGCGGCGCGCAAACGCAAGUUCCACGUCAUCGUGGCGGAGUGCGCCCCAUUCUGCCAGGGACACGAGAUGGCCACCGGCCUUUCCACAGCCGGCAUAGAAACGACGGUGAUUACAGACGCCGCCAUAUUCGCGGUCAUGUCGCGAGUUAAUAAGGUUAUCAUCGGUACUCAGACGGUUCUAGCCAACGGAGGGUUGAGGGCCGUGAACGGGACACACACUCUCGCCCUCGCAGCCAAACAUCACUCGACACCUCUCAUCGUUUGUGCUCCCAUGUUCAAGCUCUCACCUCAGUUUCCAAAUGAGGAGGAUACCUUCCAUAAGUUUGUCUCUCCACAUGAAGUCCUCCCUUUCACUGAAGGUGAGAUCCUCUCUAAAGUCAACGUGCACUGCCCCGUGUUCGACUACGUCCCCCCUGAGCUCAUCACGCUGUUCAUCUCCAACAUCGGAGGACACGCACCGUCAUACAUUUACCGACUGAUGAGUGAACUUUACCACCCAGAAGACCAUGAGCUUUAAUCUAGGCGACUAAUAAACAAAUUGAAAUGUUA